This is a messenger RNA of Ctenopharyngodon idella (grass carp), 1809 nucleotides long. Its product is annotated as squalene synthase-like. Gene Ontology annotation, biological process: cholesterol biosynthetic process; farnesyl diphosphate metabolic process. Gene Ontology annotation, molecular function: squalene synthase [NAD(P)H] activity. Bases 175 to 1518 code for a protein of 447 amino acids. Lineage: Eukaryota; Metazoa; Chordata; Actinopteri; Cypriniformes; Xenocyprididae. Gene Ontology annotation, cellular component: endoplasmic reticulum membrane. The record is from RefSeq and is a predicted model, not a curated record. The transcript has 7 exons.
AUAAUCAAGUAAUAGCUCUAAUAGUCUGUUUACAUAUCAGGUUACUGUGAGCAGAUAGAUCAGUAGCUCUGACGCUCCGCGGAGCGACGGGCGUUUCUCUUCCCCUCUGGCGAAUGACUUUACAAAAAGGUGUGCAUUUCGUACUUGGGAAUAGGAGCAGGGCUUCAUUCGCACAUGGCUGGAGUUGGCGGAAAGAGCGCAGUGUCGUUCUCCGUGCUCAAGCGCUCGUUCUCGCUGCGCGGCUCCCCGCGGUCGGUGCUCACUGGCGGGCGGCGCAGCGCGCAGGAAGGGUGGCUGGUGGCCCGUCCUCCUCACCCGCUCAGAGCUCACCGACACCCCGCGUAUGUGUGUUUCUCCUACCAGGACUCCAUGAGCGAAACCCUGCGGACCUGCUACGCGUAUCUGAACCAGACCAGCCGGAGCUUCGCGGCGGUGAUUCAGGCCCUGGAUGGAGAACUGCGGCAUGCCGUGUGUAUUUUCUAUCUGGUUCUGCGAGCCCUGGACACCGUAGAAGACGACAUGACCAUCCCGCUGGAGAAGAAGGUCCCGCUGCUGCACGACUUCCACACGUUCCUGUAUCAGCCCGAGUGGUGCUUCACAGAGAGCAGAGAGAAAGACCGACGGGUCCUGGAGGAUUUCCCUACGAUUUCAGUGGAGUUCAGGAACUUGGGCCAAGAGUAUCAGGACGUCAUUUCAGACAUCUGUCACCGGAUGGGUGUAGGAAUGGCUGAAUUCCUGGAGAAGAAAGUUGCUUCAAUGAAGGAGUGGGACAAAUACUGUCAUUAUGUGGCGGGUCUGGUGGGGAUCGGACUGUCCCGACUCUUCUCUGCGUCCCAGCUGGAGGAUGUUGAGGUGGGCCGGGACACGGAGCUGGCCAACUCCAUGGGUCUGUUCCUCCAGAAGACCAACAUCAUCAGGGACUAUCUGGAGGACCAGCAGCAGGGACGGGCCUUCUGGCCGCAGGAGGCCUGGAGUCAGUUCGCGUCCCGUCUGGAGGAUUUGGCCCAGCCUCAGCACCUGAGCUCCGCCCUGUCCUGUCUCAACCUGCUGGUGACCGACGCCCUCCGCCACGUCCCUGAUGUCAUCGCAUACCUGUCCCGCCUCCGCAACCAGAGCGUCUUCAACUUCUGUGCCAUUCCACAGGUGAUGGCGAUAGCGACUCUGUCUGCGUGCUACAACAAUCCUCAGGUGUUUCAGGGUGUGGUGAAGAUCCGGAAGGGUCAGGCGGUGACGCUCAUGAUGCAGGCCACAAACAUGGGUGCCGUUCAGAGCAUCAUCGCUCAGUACAGUCAGGAGAUCCUGCAGAAAGUUUCCGUCACGGAUCCGUCCCAGGAAAAGACUCUGUGUAUCCUGAAUCUCAUCUGUGAGAAGAGCCUGUCUGGAGCGGCGCUGUCGUCCCGAGCGCACCACAUCUCUCCGAUGUACGUUUCGGCGGCCAUGCUGCUGGCGGCCCUCAGCUGGCAGUACCUUAAUGCCACGGCGGGGCCACCAGGGGGCGCAGACAUGCAGGGACACUGAGACGCUUCCCUCCGAACGCUGACGGCUGAACCUGCCAGAACAACAGGCUUGAGAGGGGUUGUUUUUUUUUAUUUAGGUGAAUCUUACAAAAACACACGUCCAGCUCAUGUUUCACCUCAUUUUUCUCAAGCGAGGAAAAAAUAAGAAAUCAUAUUUUGCAUUAAGAAAAUUAAGCCUAUUAUAAUUUUUAACUUUGUAAAAUAUUUUUUUACACAAAUAAAAUUAAAGAAAACAUAUAUUUUUAUUUAAAAAAUAUAAAUUACAUUUAUAAAAACAUUCAAAUACACAUAC